AUGUGGCGGCGCGCGAUUGCAUGGCGCGUGGGGCGCUUCAGCGAGAAAGAGCAGUGCGCUGUGCGCUCCCCCCGUGCGUCGCUCGGCUUCUCACCUCUGCCACCCAAGCCCAUGGCUAAGCCGCCCAGCAAGAAGCCCAGGCCCAGGGAUGUGAUGGGUACCGCUGUUGCUGUGAAGCCCAGAGCGGUGCAGAGCGGUCAAGCGACCGUCGCAGCUGCAGCAGUCAAAGCCACGCCAGCCAAGGCGACGCCAGCUAAGGAGGCGCCAGCUAAGGUGACGCCGAUUAAGGCGACACCUGCUAAGGCUACGCCAGCUAAGGCGACGCAGGCUAAGGUGGCGCCAUCCAAGGCGACGCCAGCCAAGACAACGUCGGCUAAGGCGACGCCGCCAGCUAAGGUGACGCCGAUUAAGGCGACACCUGCUAAGGCUACGCCAGCUAAGGCGACGCAGGCUAAGGUGGCGCCAUCCAAGGCGACGCCAGCCAAGGCAACGCCAGUUAAGGCGACGCCGCCAGCUAAGGUGACGCCAGCGACACCAGCUAAGGCGACUCGUGCAAGUCCUGCUACCGCGGUAGGUGUGAAGGCUGCAGGUGCAAGCAGCCCAGCAGCAGCAGCAGCAGCAGCAGCAGCUCCUCUCACCAUGAAGGCGGGUCUUGGUGUUGUGGGAGAGAUGGGAGGAGAGGUGGAGGAAUGUGGUGAGCUGGAAUGGGGAGGCAUGGCAUGA
Messenger RNA from Closterium sp. NIES-65, 723 nucleotides. Lineage: Eukaryota; Viridiplantae; Streptophyta; Zygnematophyceae; Desmidiales; Closteriaceae. The record is from the annotation of a GenBank genome assembly.